Patella vulgata (common limpet) is the source of this 4627-nucleotide messenger RNA. Its product is annotated as mucin-5AC. The record is from RefSeq and is a predicted model, not a curated record. The transcript has 5 exons. The coding region runs from base 175 to 1320 and encodes 381 amino acids. Lineage: Eukaryota; Metazoa; Mollusca; Gastropoda; Patellidae.
GCUUCAUUUAUUGAUUUAUUAUAUGCUAGAGGACACUGUUGCAUAAACAUUUAUGUUACCUGUCAGUGUUGCUUAUUGUCAUCAAAAGGUCUUUUGAGACUGUGUCAUAUUUAUGAGGAUAACUGGGAAAUGGAUUAAAUUUUGACGAAGAUUAUAUUGUUAACCAUUUUUAGAAUGUCAAAUAUGUUACUUACAGUCAUACUAAUCUGCUCUAUAUUAAGCAUAACAGCAGCUACUAGUGCCACAGCAACAGCGACUACUGGUACCACAGCAGCAGCAACUACUGGUACCACAGCAGCAGCAACCACUGGUACCACAGCAGCAGCAACCACUGGUACCACAGCAGCAGCAACCACUGGUACCACAGCAGCAGCAGCAGCAACUACUGGUACCACAGCAGCAGCAACCACUGGUACCACAGCAGCAGCAGCAGCAACUACUGGUACCACAGCAGCACCAGCAACUACUGGUACCACAGCAGCAGCAGCAACUACUGGUACCACACCAGCAGCGGCUACUGGUACCACAGCAGCAGCGACUGCUGGUACCACAGCAGCAGGAACUACUAGUACCACAGCAGCAGGAACAACUGGUACCACAGCAGCAGCAACUACUGGUACCACAGCAGCAGCAACUACUGGUACCACAGCAGCAGCAACUACUGGUACCACAGCAGCAGCAACUACUGGUACCACAGCAGCAGCAACUACUGGUACCACAGCACCAGCAACUACUGGUACCACAGCACCAGCAACUACUGGUACCACAGCACCAGCAACUACUGGUAGCACAGCACCAGCAACUACUGGUACCACAGCAGCAGCAGCAGCAACUACUGGUACCACAGCAGCAGCAACCACUGGUACCACAGCAGCAGCAGCAGCAACUACUGGUACCACAGCAGCACCAGCAACUACUGGUACCACAGCAGCACCAGCAACUACUGGUAGCACAGCACCAGCAACUACUGGUACCACCGGAGCAGCUGCUGGGAUACUAUGUUACAACAUAACCUGCACUGGUACAGACUGCCUUUCAAUAAACAUUACGACAUCUACUCCUACCUGUAUCAAGCCAGCAGAAGGAUCUUGUUUUGCUUCUAUUGAAGGCGAGGUAAUUACGGUGGGUUGUAAAAGUAAUGUAUGCACAUGGAGCAGUAUUAGUGGAUCAAGUGGAGUUAAUAUAAUAACAAACUGUUGUACUACAAAUAAAUGUAACGGUGUGAAGGAUCUUCUAAACAAUUUAGCUACAUCUGUUGGUGUCAACAUUUUUGUCCUUAUUAUCACAGUUGGAAUCCAGCUUUAUUUAACUAUCUCAUAACUUGGCACACACUACAGAUCUAUAUUUCGUUUCGCUUUCGUCAUUCCGGUGGCAUAGAUUUAAUGAAUUUUCUUGAGCGUUCACUUCAGGGUGUCGGCCUUCUAUCUGACGUUGUUUUGCUUUCAUUUGCCAAUUUCUUAUAUUAUACACAAUGCGACUUCGGGGUUUGUUUUUGAAAAAACGACAAGAAAAAAGAAAAUUUUUUUUAAAAAUAAUUCAGAUCUUUCAUGCGUGAAGGCAAAACUCAAACUAUAUAUAACAGAAACGAAAUUAAGAAAUUGUAUAUUUUAUUAAUUUUGGCUCAACUAUGGUCCUUAGCACCUCGCUUAUAGUACUUACUUUAAUUGAUCAGGACAAAUAUCAAUUUUAGGUUAGCAUCCGAGUAGUCCAGGUCGUUGUUUACAUCAAAGUGUUUACCAUUUGAUCAAAAAAAACAAAAAAAACAAAAAACAAACAAAAACAUACUUUUUUAAACAAACUAUUUUAUUUCUGUUAUAAGCUAGGUGCACGGAACAUAUUUAUUAUAUUUAUUUUCACAUUUCCGUCCAAAUAACUACUGGGGUCAUUACUUUAGCCAAUUCAGUGCGUGCCCUUAUCGGUUGUUCGGUCCAAAAGAAGACGAUGUCUUUGUAAACUAACUCAGUUAACUUUACGCUGUACGUUUUUUUUACUAAAUGAGCCUAUGUAUAGACAUAUUAUUUAUCAGCAUUUGUGGAGAUAUAUUUUAAUUUCUCAUAUAUGGCCCAUUUAGUAAAAUGCAGCGGAGCGAUAACAUGUAUUGUCAAGUUUACAAUUAAGUCAUAAACUGUAUGCCUAUGACCCGUAAUCACAUGCUCAAAGAUGGUAUAAAAUUUACUGUGAUAUUGUGCCUUUAUUAUAACCCUUAGCACCUAAUACAUUUAAAUAUUGACCACCCCAAUCCCUGAGAAAUAUGAGAAAAAGGUGAGUUUUGUAAUACAUUUCCACACGAAACUUCUGCCCCAUGGACCGCCUAGGCUCUAAAAUGCUUAAUAACUAUUUACGUGACUCGGGCCGUUUAAUGCGCCAUAAAAAGGUUGCGAAUGGGGGCUGUGGAGAUAGUUCAUGUCGGACAAUGGGUUAAUAAUUUUAACACUAUCGUUCGCCUUUUAAAUGUAUCAAUUUAACCUUAUAAACACCACCCUUUGACUUUUAUUUUGCUAAAGCCUAGCCCGCAACCCGUCGUACGUGCUACUACGGGGGUGGGGGGGGGGGGUAGUAAACCCGUGCUUGAGACGUACACAUUACUUGCGUGUGUUCAGCACCGUAGAAGAUCGCACACUGGCCGUAGAGACUUUUGGUCCUGCACAUACAAAAUUUUCGCCCGCUUUCUUGCGGCUGGUCUGCGAGCUACAAAGUCAUACGACCGGUGCGUGGCAAAACACGUACGGUGGGUUGCGAGCUAGGUUUUAAUACAUGAUGGGAUUGUGAAUGUAUAAUUGAUUUAAUUAUUUUAUUUACUUUAUUUACUAACCUUAAAAAUGGACGAUUUAAGUAUUAUUUAUCAUAAUACGACUAUUAGAAUACAAAUACACCGCACGCAGUUGUAUGGACUACUGUUUAUUACUGGUCGACGUUUCGACUUUGCAUCAACUUAGUUUACGGUUACCAAUUAGAGACGUAAUAAGGACUAGGGUAUUUUAAUCUAAAACAGUAAUUUUAUUUCAUAGGAUGUGUCCAGUUUAUAUAUAUUGAUGUAACUUAAUUAAUGCAUUGUUUCAUUAUACGUUUCUGUUUUAAGUCGUACGCUUGUAUUUAUGUAGGUUAGUUUUGCUCGGACCAAUACGACGACCGCAACUUACAAAUAAUCAGUUUAUUGCGUUAACGCCGCUGGUCGUCAUUUUGGAGAUUUUAAAUCCUUUGCAAUAUUUGGAACUAUUUGAAAAGUUGAUUCUCUAAGAUGAAUAUCAAUACAAAACUGGUUCACGCAUUUUACAGUGGAUGAUCAACGACUUUAAUAAUUAAUAUUUUAACAACCGUGAAGGAUGAAAUAGAUCCAUCAUUCUCAGCAGGAUUUAUAAAAAGUAAAACAAUACCUUUAAAGUGUGACAUAUCGUCAAUAUUAAGUGCAGGAGGACCGCACUACAUGAGACAAACCUGCGGACAAGACAAACUACAUAGACAUUCCAAGCAAUAACAAGAAACAUAUCAAAUCAAGUGAAUAGUUCCGGGAACCAGUCCUAUGCGUCCAUUGCGCUGUACAGUCCCAAUGGUAUUAACUUCACUUUGGAAAUGGAACGUUAUGGGCAUCUGUUACGUACAUAAAAUAGAGAUUUUAACAUGAAUGUAUGAGUCACUGUAUGUAUUGUAAUAUAAAGUUCUAGUAAAGGGAACACGUAAAUUAAAGUGGCGGUCACCUAUGGUGGUAGAUUACAUUCGUUUCUCACCCACAAUCAGUCAAAGGUGUCUUUGCAAAUGAUUAGUGUGUAUCAUAAUCUUUCAGAAAAUUAAUACCUCCGUCAAUGUCAUCGAGGUCAUGAUUAUACUAUUUUUGAAAGUCAAAUACACAAUACGUAUAUCAAUUACAGUGUAAUACGGUUUCGAUAGUGAUGCAUAUUUUAAAGUUUGUUAUAAACUGCCACUUUUGACAUCUGUUCCAUCUUUGCUGCCCUAUGACUUUGAUGAUGUACUGACAGUCAGCCUGGUAAAUGCAGAGGCUGGUAUUCCAUUCAUUUCCACUUUAAUAAACAUAUACGUUUUAUCUUUAAAUCUCCCUGUGUUCAAAGAUGUAAAUGAAACAGGUAGUAUAUUUUAUUGUGAACAUAUGAAGAAUCCCCAUAACCACGUUAAUGUUUGUAAUAUACAAGUUAAAAUGUGAAUACCAGUACAAAAUCUGUAUUUUAAUAAGAUUGAUUGGCGAAGGGCUAAAACGCCAGGCCGACCAUAUGAUGUACGGAGAUAGAUGGGCUUAAUAGUAUUAUAAUUUAUAAACACUCGUAGGUGUGUAAUAAUAUCAGUAAUACUAUUAAAGACUUUAUUGGAAUCCUUGUAUUUCAUUCAUUAUGAUAGACAUAUUGUAUUUCACUCAAAAUUGUCAUGUGUGAGAAAGUGCCGAGAUCUAAGCAGUGAUACAUAAAAAGCAGAAUAGACUCAGCCUUUCAAAGAUUAUAUCCAUGUCAGUUCAGUUUUGUGUUUGAUGAACAUCCACAAUGCAGUCAAAUUUUUUAUACUUUAUAUUUCUUUUCGUACUGGACAAUGAAUUUAAAAAAAAUCGUCCAUUUACCUAAAACGAUUUGUAAAUAUGUAAAUUAGAAUAUUGUUAUAUAUUUGAGACUAAUAAAUCCACAGC